GCUCCCGUAUGGCCAAGCUGUUCUCGGCAGGCAGAACUCGGUAUAACACCCUGGAACAAACUCCGAACAAAGUUGACGUGUCUAUUUCGGACAUUUGCGAUCGCACAUGCAGAUCCUCUGGGUUGUGAAACUGUAAAAAUCAUGCCCUUUUUGGAAUUCAUAGCUGGGAGCAUUUCAGGUGCGGUGGGAAUGGUAGUCGGACAUCCGUUAGACACUGUGAAGGUGCGUCUGCAGGCCCAGUCUGUGUACAAAGGAAUAUUUCACUGUGUGGCUAAAACAUACUCUCAUGAAGGGCUCCAUGGAUUCUUCAAGGGCAUGUUGUUUCCAGUGCUAACCACUGGCAUCACCACCUCUGUUAGCUUUGGCUCAUACAAUAAUGCCUUAGAUUACCUCACUCAAUCCCAUUGUGGGAAACCAGCCUCUGCUGCACAGUUCUACACUGCUGGAUGCUUUGCAGGCCUGGCACAGGUGUUUGUUUCUGCACCCAUUGACCUGGUGAAGGUGCGUCUGCAAGGUCAAACAACUUCUGACCGAUACCAUGGACCCAUUCACUGUGUUGCUGUCAUCCUGAAGGAGGAGGGACCCAGGGGUCUGUUCAGAGGAGGACUGGCUCUCGCCAUGAGGGACGUACCCUGUUUUGGACUCUACUUUUUGCCUUAUGAGGUCAUUCGAAAUGCCCUGACUGAGAGUGGCAAACAGCCAGGUACAUUUGCAAUAUUGAUGGCAGGUGGCGUGGCGGGUGUGGUAACCUGGGCCUGUGCCACGCCCAUGGACGUGGUGAAAGCUCGGCUCCAGAUGUCAGGGGCCGGUGGCCGGGAGUACAGGGGCGUCCUGCACUGCAUAACAGUGAGCGUCAGAGAAGAGGGAAUGAGGGUCUUAAGCCUCCGGCUAGACAGCGUGAGGGGAUUCCCUGUCAAUGCCGUCACCUUCUUCAGUUAUGAGAGUCUGAUGAAGAUUUUCUGUCCACCAUUGAGGUGACAUCACUCUUGACCAGCGGCGGAUACACAAGGGACCAUGGGGAGAAGUCACUCUCUCUUUCAUCACAAGGUGUGAUUUGGAAGUCCAUUUCCUGAGCUUAAUUUUUAGUAAAUACCAUAGUUUAUAUUUAGUGUUUGAAUUUAUAACAUGUAGGGAGUGAGUUGUGGGGACUGUAGCCUUACAAGGGCACUUUCAGACACUGUGAGGACUGAUUAGCAAGUACAACACUUAGCUGGCAGUUUCUGCAGUAAAUCUUAUUUUGUGAAGGUGAUAAUAUUCAGUUUGUCAGAUGUUUUGAUUGGUUCAACCGAAUGAAAAUUUUGGAGGAUGUAGUUGGUGCUGCUGUUGAUAUGGAGGCAGCUGCUAUUGAAUGCAGUGGCUCAGGAGGUAACGUGGUAACUUUCCAGGGGGAAGGUUGGUGGUUUGAUUCCCAUUCCCCCUCCUCCGUGUCAAAGCAUAAGACACUGAACUCCAAGUAGCUGCCAGGGCAGUGUUGUCUUGUGUGUGUAAAUAUCCCCAUUGCGGGACUAGUAAAGGGGUGGUUAUUACAACUAUCUACACUACCAAUCAAAAGUUUGGAUCCAGUAUUUGACCACAAGGUCCUUUCAUAUCUCGACUGCUGUAGGUCACUAGUUGGACUGGUCUGCAUUGCAAAUCACAACAAAAGGAAUUUCAAAAGUGGUAUUUCCAGCUUUUCAGUGAGGAAAUGCAGAAGACUGGGCAGGAGGAAGAUACAGAGAGAAAUGGAAAAGAGAGUAGGUAGGAGAGACAGAGAAGGACAAAGCCACAGGAGGGGAUGAGGAAACUGGAGAAGAAGAAAUGAUUGUU
Messenger RNA from Monopterus albus (swamp eel), 1806 nucleotides. Its product is annotated as solute carrier family 25 member 45-like. Gene Ontology annotation, cellular component: mitochondrion. Lineage: Eukaryota; Metazoa; Chordata; Actinopteri; Synbranchiformes; Synbranchidae. The record is from RefSeq and is a predicted model, not a curated record. Gene Ontology annotation, biological process: transmembrane transport. Gene Ontology annotation, molecular function: transmembrane transporter activity.